GACAAUAGACGAAUUAUCGGCGAGCCACCACAAACAUUAUAAUAACAAAAUAAAUAAUUAUGGCGAGAAAUGCGGAAAAGGCAAUGACGACGCUGGCGCGUUGGCGAGCUGCCAAAGAAGUCGAGUCCGGAGAGAAGGAACGACGUCCUUAUCUGGCCUCGGAAUGCCACGAUCUGCCAAAGUGUGAGAAGUUCAGGUUGGAGAUUAUACGCGAAAUUUCCAAGAAAGUGGCACAAAUUCAAAACGCCGGUCUGGGAGAAUUCCGCAUACGUGAUCUCAACGAUGAAAUCAACAAGCUGCUGCGCGAGAAGCGGCACUGGGAAAAUCAGAUAUCAUCACUUGGCGGUCCACAUUACCGUCGCUAUGGACCAAAAAUGUUUGAUGCCGAGGGGCGUGAGGUGCCGGGUAAUCGUGGCUACAAGUAUUUUGGAGCUGCCAAGGAUUUGCCGGGCGUGCGGGAACUGUUUGAACAGGAUCCACCACCGCCGCCGCGCAAGACACGUGCUGAAUUAAUGAAAGAUAUUGAUGCCGAGUACUAUGGAUACAGAGAUGACGAAGACGGUGUCCUAAUACCGCUGGAGGAGAGGAUUGAGCGAGUCGCCCUGCAAAAGGCGGUUCAAGAAUGGCGGGAGAAAAUGGCACGCGACGGUCGCAUCAUUGACGACGAGGAAGACGACGAUGAAAUCUAUCCGCUCUCCGGGCCAGCACGCGAAGCUGCCGAGGAUGCCAAGUCACGGGCGGCGGAGAACGACCCGUUGGGUCUACUCGCUCCACGGUUCACCGCUCACGUGCCCGUGCCCACACAACAGGAUGUGCAGGAGGCGCUGUUGCGAAAACGCAAACUGGAAUUAUUACAAAAAUACGCCGGAGAUACAAACUAAAAGCAACUUGAAUAAAAACAAACCUUUUUUAAUUACUAUUUGUUUAUAACUACAUAUAACUUGGAAUGUAGCGUAUGCUAUUUAAGUACAAACGUAGAUAUGAAUUUAA
This is a messenger RNA of Drosophila innubila, 990 nucleotides long. RefSeq names its product pre-mRNA-splicing factor ISY1 homolog. The record is from RefSeq and is a predicted model, not a curated record. Lineage: Eukaryota; Metazoa; Arthropoda; Insecta; Diptera; Drosophilidae. Gene Ontology annotation, biological process: generation of catalytic spliceosome for second transesterification step; mRNA 3'-splice site recognition. The transcript is spliced from 4 exons. Gene Ontology annotation, cellular component: catalytic step 2 spliceosome; post-mRNA release spliceosomal complex; post-spliceosomal complex. The coding region runs from base 60 to 881 and encodes 273 amino acids.